AUGAGCUAUUUCGGCCAAGAUCAGAAAGAAAAACGGCCUUCUAAUCACUUUAAACGCCACAAAAGCUUCUUGAGGGCGACAGAGGACAAUGCUUCCACACAUAGUGACCUGGGCGACCUGGAUAUCUCCUACUCCAGAAUCGAUAGCAUGAAAGCCCCCACAAGGAAGACUUCAGUGAUUCUGGCAGAGUCUGGGAAAAAAGUACAAGGGGUUUUCACUUAUGGCAUGGACGACUCAGGUGAUGUCACUCUUGAUGGAAUGGAGGUAGAAGAAGGAGAAUAUGAAGAGGAAGGUGACCCUUUGUUGGCUACUUACUCUCCUGAUCUGGACUCGGAGCCCUGGGUGGCACGCAAGGUGAAAGAAAUGUCGCAUUUCCAGCUUUCGAAGACACAGAAAGGCGUUUUGAAGUCGUCAAUUGCCUACUUCUUGGCAUCUUUGUCCGUCUAUUGCACCCCCAUAUCAAAUUUGUUGGGAAAGAUUGACUCUAAGCAUGUUGUGUGCACUGUAUGUGUCUAUUUUCAUGCCACUAGAACUAAGGGUUCCAUGAUUGAAUCUAUGGGAUUUGCCAUUCUUGGUGUGACAUUUGCAUUCUUAACAUCCAUUAUUUGCAUGACAGCCUCAACAUUCUACUUCGAUCAGGGGCAUAGAAUCCUCUCCAUUGCAAUAGAUUUACUGGUUAGCUCUAUUGCACUGGGAUUGAUUUCCUUCAUGAAACAAAGGGUAGACAAGCCCAACUUCAACGUCGCAUGUUCUCUUUCUGCCAUCUCACUGAUUUCUUGUAUCGUUAAAGAAGGAAGUUUAAACAGUGCGCAAGUUCCAGUUGAGAAGAUUAGAUACCUUCUGGCAAUAGUGUUUAUGGGAUCGUUUGUUUCGUGCAUUGUUUGUUUUCUUUUAUGGCCCACAAGUGCAAUAACUGAGCUGCGUACUUCAUUGAACGAAUGUUGCAACGAUAUGUCACAGCUAUUGCGAGUUUUGCCCAAUAAAUUUGUCACUAUCGAUUCCGUGGAUUCAGAAGAUGUCAACCAAUUAUAUUCUUCAUUGAACAACAAUAUGAAGAAAGUAUACAAGUCUCUCAAUGAAGCUAAGUAUGAGCUGUAUUUGAGGGGUAAGGAGAAAGAGUUUAAACAUUUUUCAGAAAUGGCUCAUUCCUUGGUCAAAAUGAGUGGCAGUUUGUCUGGUCUGAAGACGUCUGCUGAGAUGCAAUGGGCUUUAUUGCACGACGAAACUGAAGCUGCUACUUUUGUCAAUGAUGUGUCGCUCGAUGAAUUUAUGGGGAAGUCUUUGAGGAAAUCUAGAAUUGACGAGGAUCCAUUAGACGCAGAUCAUCAUUUUGUAGCAUUGAAUUCGGCAGAACUGUUCAAAGUGUUCAUCUUUUAUUUAGGUCCUUCCAUGAAAUCCUUUUCUUUCACUAUGAGACAGGUAUUGGAUGGAGUUCCGUUUGAGAAUAAACAAGUUCAAUUGGAAGUCACCAACACAGCUCCUUUUCAACAUAGUUUGAAGCUAGCUUCUGAUCUGUUCAACAGUAGACAUAUGAAAGCUUUAAACAGGCUUUAUGGCCAGAAAUUGUUUACCGAAGACGCUGAUGUUGAAAGCAAAAUCAAUCAAGAAGAGGUUGCUGCAAGUUGUGGUAAUUUUGCUGCAUUGUUAUCUGAUUUCUCCAAUGAAUUAAGUGGGUUCUUGUCCGUUCUAGAUGAGUACCGAAUUUUGGUAGACUCCAAGAGCUACGAGUUUCUGAAAUUCUGGAAACGUAACCCAAACAAUAGCUACCAAGCUUUUAGGAACAAUAAUCGUUCCAGGCCUACCGUCACAUUGAAUGACGCGCUAUUAAAGCUACAAAAUGUAAAAACAACGGAGAACAGUGUUCAAAGUGGAUCCUUGAGCUUCAACUUGUGGCGUCUGUUGCGGUUCUUUCAAAGGGUGGACGUUCAGUUUGGUUUCAAAGUGGGUAUUGGAGCAUUCUGCAUAUCUCUAUGGGCAUUCGUUGAAGAGACAAAGGCCAUAUUUUCAGAAUGGAAAGGUGAGUGGGUUUUGGUGACGUACUGUAUCAUCAUGAAUAAAUCGGUAGGAGGUACUGCAAUGACGAUUAAUUGGAGGUUCCUGGGCACAUUCUUAGGUGCAUUCAGCGCUUAUGCAGCGUGGUACAUUUUUGAAGGGGAAGUCUUUGGACUAGCUUUGGCUGGAUUUCUGAUAUCUGUUCCUUCCUUUUAUAUCAUACUUCAAUGGAAGACGAAUAACGCCUUUGGUCGGUUUAUUUUAUUGACUUACAACCUUACCGUUCUGUACUCGUACAGUUUAUCCAGAAAUGACUAUGAUUCUGGAGAGGGUGAUGAUGAAGAAGGUGGAACGAAUCCAAUAGUUUCCGAUAUUGCAAUGCACCGUUUCUUUGGUGUUUCUCUGGGAGUUGUUUGGGCACUGGUAAUCACCUUGCUUUUCUUUCCAAAUAGCGCCAGAAGUAGAUUGAGGAAAGGACUAUGCGUUCUUUGGUUAAGAAUGGGAAUAAUCUGGAAUAGUGAUCCUCUUAGUUACAAAUAUGAUGAGUUUACGCAGGAAAACAAGAUGGUUGGUAUUGCUGAUAGAAAAGCCAUUCGUCGUAUUAUUGCAGAACUUGAGGUUUGUUUGAAACAGGCUCCAAAAGAACUGAGACUGAAGGGUCCAUUCCCGCAAGAUAUUUACACCCGUCUCCUGAAGUCUACACAUAAAAUUAUGGAUGCAUUUGAGAAUAUGAACAGUAUCAUUGACGUGGAUCCAAUGAUCACUGAGAAUGAAAAAGAGGUGAUUACAUAUAUCCAGUCGGAGAGAUCUGAGCUAGAACAUCGCGUCUUUUUAAUCUUCUACAUGGUUGCUUCUGCAAUUCGAUUGGGCUUCCCGUUAGCCAGCAAGCCUGCAUCGACUGAACAUGCAAAGGAUAGAAUGCUAGCUAAGCUAAGUGAGAUCCGACAUCGCGUAGCCAAAGAUAAGGAAAACAGCAUGUAUUUGACGAACCAAGACUUUGUUUUGUUGUACUCUUACAUUCUGGUUACGUCCACCAUCACUGAAGAGCUGGACAAGAUUAUUGCAGAUGUCAUUGAUCUUUUCGGUAUAGUCACCGAAGAAACCUUUGACAUUUAA
Messenger RNA from Komagataella phaffii GS115, 3108 nucleotides. Its product is annotated as Protein required for ubiquinone (coenzyme Q) biosynthesis and for respiratory growth. Lineage: Eukaryota; Fungi; Ascomycota; Pichiomycetes; Pichiales; Pichiaceae. The record is from RefSeq and is a predicted model, not a curated record. The coding region runs from base 1 to 3108 and encodes 1035 amino acids. The transcript has a single exon.